CCAUACGAAUACCAGCCUCUAGAUCAAGAAGCCCAGGAAAUCAGACUUCUUCGCUUAUUGCCGGGCGAAUUCGAUGAUCCUAUACAGCUCGAGGUCUUCCAUGCACCACUCGUUGAGCCAGAACCAGCGCCAGAUACCAGGCUUAGUAUGAACGAAAUCCUCCAAACUGUGCCUGAUGGAUGGGAUCUUCACCAGACUGUCGAAGGGCGGUACAUUUUCUGGAAUAAAAAUGUUAAAUCUACGCAAUGGAUGCAUCCGAAGCCAGAUGUCGAGAAGAGUCGAUACCAUUGCGAUGCGGUAUUGGAUCCAUAUCCAGGGUUUAAGCCCGUAUAUGAAGCAUGGUAG
Molecule: messenger RNA, 345 nt
Organism: Trematosphaeria pertusa
Lineage: Eukaryota; Fungi; Ascomycota; Dothideomycetes; Pleosporales; Trematosphaeriaceae
Exons: 1
Molecular function (GO): protein binding
Source: RefSeq, a predicted model, not a curated record